CAAAUCACUUAAACAGUUCACAAAGAAAUACACAGAGCUCAUAAGCUACACAACUGCUACUGUUGGUUUCAAUAUCAUAUUGGCAGUUAGUGGAAUUUACUUUGCAGUAUUUGCCAUUUGAAGUGUAUGUUUUGUGUUACACCGUGCAAGAGAAACAAGAACAAUUAUAAUAAUAAUGUUGAAAAAAUGUACUACACUAUUUUUGCUGCUCUCCAUUAUUUUACCGAUAAUCGAAGCUUAUUAUAACGGAUAUGAUUCUUAUAAAGAGUAUUAUAAGAAUUAUGUAAAUGGAGUAUAUUCAGUGUCCUCAAAAAUGGCUGAGCAACCAAAUUAUAAGGAAAAGAAUGUACAAAAAGUAGUAAAAUAUAUUGAAGCAGGCUUUGUAUUUCCAGAUGACUACAGAUUGCGAACACGAAAUGGUGGUAGAAGUUACGUAAAAACUAAAAUUGACGAAACCGCGCCACGCUGUGACAACGGCCAACUCUUUUGCGAAAAUGUUCAAAAUUAUCCCAGAGAGUUUGUAAACCAAAUACUUAAGAAAAAUUCCGAUUUGUAUGUUUACGCGUUUAAGGAUGCUGUGCCUAUUGACUCAAGAUUAGAUUUAGAAGACGUAAAAGAACUUUGUCCGUCCACGGGACAUGAUAUUAUUCCGGAAGCGGCUAAAAGUAUGAAUGGUGAAUGGAUGCUUAUCGUGCAAUCGAAAGAGAUGAAUUUCCAACAGCGUAUACAUAUUGAAACAUGCCAAGAACAAGAUAGCAAAUGCCAAAUAAUCAACGACAAGCUACCCGAAGGUUACUUUCCACGGUGCAAACAGAAAUAUAUUUAUCGGCAACUAUUAGCUAUCAAGGACAAUGUGAAAACUGUCCACGAAAGCUUUCCGUUUCCUGCGACUUGUUGCUGCCACCUCUAUUUUCAUACAAAUUAAACGGCAGAACCAGAAAUUCUGCCUUUCGUAGUAAAGAUAUACAAGGUAUAUAUGUAUAAGAAUAUUUUUAAAAAUAUUUUAGCAAAUAUUUUUGAGUAAUAAUAAUUAGUUAGUCAUUAAGUUGUUUUUCUUCGUGACGUAAAACUAUGAGUCCUUAUACUAAGAGCUCUUCAGAACAUUGUACGCCGAAUAAGAUAUUCUAAUAAUCUGAAAGAAUAGAACUUUAAAUAGCAUACAAAUAUAAUCGUGUUAAAAAAG
Molecule: messenger RNA, 1183 nt
Organism: Linepithema humile (Argentine ant)
Lineage: Eukaryota; Metazoa; Arthropoda; Insecta; Hymenoptera; Formicidae
Source: RefSeq, a predicted model, not a curated record